AUGCCACGAACGCCGUCCUCGUUCCACGGCCUUGCCCAUGUCCCGCGACGGCAACGACCGGAAAACCGAAUAUCCAUCUUGCUCUUUAACAAUACGAGACCGCUUUCAAACGGCAUCACAGCCUUUCACAAUAUCAUGGUUGGUCUAUCCACGUAUCACUCAGAUGCCGACGACUCGACCAGGCGGGGGCGGAUCAGGCGCAAACAACAACCUAUCAAGCCCUUAGAUGAAACUCGCAAGUAUUGCUCUUUCUCCAUCUUUAUAAACGGGUUUAAAACUGGUCUAUUCCAUUGGUUUGUCCUGCUGUACACUGACCUUCCGUCGCUGACUCGUUUCCGCCGCGUCAAUCGUCGCGCGAUGGAUCUCGUCGACUCGGUCCCCCAGUACGCCGCCAUCAUCAAGCAUUGCCCCAACAUCAUCCGCGCCAUUCUAAGCAUCCAGGCAGACUCAUUCAACUGCCAUGUACUGUACACAACCCUAAGCACAACCCGAUGCUUCACGUGCGAGCGCUUUGGCGAUCCUCUCUACCUCAUCGACUGCCGCCGAGUCUGCUACUUCUGCUUCACCCGGCGGCUGGAAUACUUCCCCCUCACAAUCGGCCGCGCAUCGAGUUUCUUCGCUCCCAACGGGACACAGCGGCGCAAUGCCAUCACCAGCCGCCAACAUCUACGUGCGGCGAAUCCCCCAAGUGUCCUGAGCCUGCCUGGGCGGUACUGCACCGCCUGGGCCAGUGGGGGGGGGAAUUUGGUGCGAAAGCGGCUUCAACUCUUUGACCGGGGGGCAGUGAUCCAGGACCUUGCGGGUUCUGGUCUUCCAAAGGUGGACAAGACCACUCGGGAACCUCUGCGGUUCAUGGCCAUCAUCACCGCACCGCAUCUAUUCGAUUCUGGCCCGCGGGCCGACUGGGGAUACUUCUGCCUUGGCUGCAAGGAGGAGAAGGAGGAGAAAACGAAGCACUUCAGGAUCAAAUACACAAGAGAAGAGGUAUCGGAGCACAUUGCGAAGUAUGGACCUGUGAAGGAGACGCCAAGGAUACCCGGCAGGUUCAUGCAUGUCACGCAAGUCUGA
This is a messenger RNA of Fusarium vanettenii 77-13-4, 1068 nucleotides long. RefSeq lists its product as uncharacterized. The transcript has 3 exons. The coding region runs from base 1 to 1068 and encodes 355 amino acids. The record is from RefSeq and is a predicted model, not a curated record. NCBI's taxonomy places the organism in Eukaryota, Fungi, Ascomycota, Sordariomycetes, Hypocreales, Nectriaceae.